AAGCAUCUUGUGGGCAUGUCACAGAAUCUUUUACCGAUUUCCCCAAUUACCUCUCGCCACUCUGAAACCUGUUGCCUUUUCUUCAACUUUCCAUUUUUAUCUUCCCACACAAACCCUUCCAACUGUCGCCGUCCGAUCUCUAUCCCACUCUCCCCUCCCCCAAUUCUUUACCAUCUUCAAUCCCUUCCACUCUCACUAACUCUCACGUCCUCUCUUUCUGGGUUUUCAUUCUUGGAUCCCCUCAAUCCAUAACUCUUUCCCUGUAAUCUCUCUUCUCCAUCUGGGGUUUCGUAAUCCAAUCCCCUUUUCCAAUCUUCUGAUCAAAUUCGCUGAUUCUAUCCACCAAAAUUCGUUCUGGGUAUAUUAAUUCGAGUUCGCUUCCACGAUCCACCAUCUAUUGGAGUCAUCCAUGAAUGGUCGGAGCUACAACCACCACCGUAUACACAUGUCGGAUGUGGUUUUCGAGUGUGUGAUUCCAUACAUACACGACUCACGCGACCGUCAAUCGGUAUCCUUGGUCUGCCGGAGAUGGUACGAACUGGAAGCCCAGACGCGUAAACAGGUGAUGAUUGCGUUGUGUUAUACAGCGACACCGAAGCAGCUAUGGCGGAGGUUCCCCUACCUUGAGUCGCUGAAACUGAAAGGGAAACCGCGAGCUGCCAUGUAUAACUUGAUCCCCGAGGAUUGGGGUGGGUUUGUGACGCCGUGGGUGGAGGAGAUUGCGAGAUCUUUCGUUUGCUUAAAAGCUGUUCACUUUAGAAGGAUGAUUGUUAAAGAUGAUGAUCUUGAGCUCCUUGCACGUUCACGUGGCCAUGUUCUUCAGGUUCUUAAGCUUGACAAGUGCUCUGGUUUUUCCACCGAUGGUUUAUUGCAUAUAUGUCGAUCCUGCAGGAAUCUGAAUACAUUAUUUCUAGAAGAGAGUCAAGUAAUAGAAAAAGAUGGAGAGUGGCUACAUGAACUUGCGUUAAACAACACUGUUCUUGAAACAUUGAACUUUUACAUGACAGAUCUUUCUUGUGUUAAUAUCAAAGAUCUUGAACUUAUAGCAAAAAAAUGCAGGAAUUUAGUUUCAGUCAAAAUAGGUGAUUGUGAAAUCUUGGAUCUUGUUGGUUUCUUUCGUGCUGCUGUUUCACUUGAAGAAUUUGGUGGAGGUUGUUUUAAUGAUCAAGCAGAACAAUAUGCUUCAAUGUCUUAUCCUCCAAGAUUGUGUCUUUUAGGUUUAAAUUACAUGAGUACAAAUGAGAUGCCCAUUGUGUUUCCAUUUGCAUCAAGGCUUAAAAAGUUGGAUCUUCUUUAUGCCCUUCUUGAUACAGAGGAUCAUUGUCGAUUGCUCCCAAUGUGUCCCAAUCUUGAAGUUCUUGAGACAAGAAACGUAAUCGGAGAUCGUGGAAUGGAAGUUCUUGCUAAUUGUUGCAAAAAAUUAAAACGAUUACGAAUCGAACGAGGUGCAGAUGAACAAGAAAUGGAAGAUGAAGAAGGAAUCGUUUCUCAAAGAGGCUUAACAGCUUUAUCACAAGACAGAGAAGAGAUAAUUACCGAUUUACCCCUCGACAAUGGAGUCCGAGCUUUACUCAACGGUUGCCAUAAGCUUAAACGAUUCGCUCUUUAUCUUCGACCUGGAGGUUUGACUGAUGUGGGUUUGACUUAUAUCGGUCAAUAUAGUCAAAAUGUACGAUGGAUGCUAUUAGGUUAUGUUGGCGAAUCUGACGAAGGGCUUUUAGGGUUUUCAAAAGGGUGUCCAAGUUUGCAAAAAUUGGAAGUGAGAGGGUGUUGUUUUAGCGAACAAGCACUUGCGAUUGCUGUUUUACAUUUGAGAUGUUUGAGGUAUUUAUGGGUUCAAGGGUAUAGAGGGUCAUCUACUGGAUGUGAUUUGUUAACAAUGGCGCGACCUUUUUGGAAUAUUGAAAUAAUUCCUUCUAGAAGAGUUGUUGUUGUUGGGGAAGAUAUAGAGGAUGAGCAACCUGCUCAUAUACUUGCUUAUUACUCUCUUGCUGGACCUAGAACGGAUUUCCCACCUUCUGUUAUCUCACUUGAUUCCAUUCCUGUUCUUGAUUCCAUUCCGGUGAUAGAUGAAUAG
Molecule: messenger RNA, 2077 nt
Organism: Lactuca virosa
Lineage: Eukaryota; Viridiplantae; Streptophyta; Magnoliopsida; Asterales; Asteraceae
Source: the annotation of a GenBank genome assembly